This is a messenger RNA of Heteronotia binoei (common prickly gecko), 1029 nucleotides long. RefSeq names its product CD74 molecule (gene CD74). The transcript is spliced from 8 exons. Gene Ontology annotation, cellular component: cell surface; cytoplasm; membrane. Gene Ontology annotation, molecular function: MHC class II protein binding; cytokine receptor activity; macrophage migration inhibitory factor binding. NCBI's taxonomy places the organism in Eukaryota, Metazoa, Chordata, Lepidosauria, Squamata, Gekkonidae. The coding region runs from base 184 to 1029 and encodes 281 amino acids. Gene Ontology annotation, biological process: positive regulation of cytokine-mediated signaling pathway; positive regulation of peptidyl-tyrosine phosphorylation; negative regulation of intrinsic apoptotic signaling pathway in response to DNA damage by p53 class mediator. The record is from RefSeq and is a predicted model, not a curated record.
GGGCCUGAGGGGUAUUUCCAGUUGGUAAAAUCCUGCAGCUUUCACUUCCUCCAACAUUCUGAGGAACAGAAAAGAGUGUUUUUUUAAAACCCUUUUAGAGCCGGUGCUGAGACAAGAAAGAACAUUCCACUUGCAGCCAGCAAGCACAGCAGCAGGUCAGCUCCAGAAGAAAUCAACAGCACCAUGGAGGAUGACAGAAGCAACCUUCUUGCCAAUCAACGCACCCCCACCGAGGCAGUUGUAUAUGCUGGCACUGAACAAAACCAGCAGCAACGGAGUUCUUCCAGCCGUAGAACUGCCUACUCUGUCUUUACCAUACUGGCCGUCUUGCUGUUUGCAGGCCAGGCAGUUACUGUCUAUUUUGUGUAUCAACAUGACCAGAAGAUUUCCAAGCUGACCACCAGUGCCCAAGAGCUGCAGAUGGAAUCACUGGCCAGGAAUCUUCCUCACAAAUCCAAGUCACCUGGCCAGAUGAAAAUGCCACUUGUCAAUAUGAUGCCGCUGCCCAUGAUGGACUUAUCCCGUACCACAGAGUCUUUGGAGAAUGAAACCCAGCUGAGCAAUAAGACUGAAGACAUGGUUAAACGCUUGCUCCUGAUGGGAAACCCCACCAGAAAGUUCCCUAAACUGGAGAAAGCUUUCAUGGACAAUAUGAUUCAGUUGAAGAAAACCAUGGAUUAUAGUGACUGGAGUUCCUUUGAAAUCUGGAUGCACAAGUGGCUGCUCUUCCAGAUGGCCCAAACUAAGCACCCAGAAGAAAUUGCCGCAGUAAAAGUGCAAACCAAGUGCCAGGCAGAAGCAAGUUUUAAGGGCGUGUAUCCAGGAAAGUUCCGCCCCCAGUGUGAUGAAGAUGGUGAUUACUUGCCUAAGCAGUGCAAUCACAGCACUGGGUUUUGCUGGUGUGCCUACAAGAAUGGUACAGAAAUUGAGGGUACCAAAACACGUCAACCGCUGAACUGCACUGGAAUGCCGCAGAUUUUGGAUCCUGAGAAUGUGACAUAUUCAGGGCUGGAUCUUGAUGUGAUCUGA